GAAAACAGUUCACCGUCUUGCAUGAGCCUAUCACAAUGGCCACCGCAGCGCCCAGCAUCCUGGAGAGCAUUUUCCUAAAGAGAUCCCAACAGAAGCGCAAAACGUCGCCCCUGAACUACAAGAAGAGGUUGUUCGUACUCACCGAGCAAAAGAUCACCUAUUAUGAAUAUGACUUCGAGAGGGGGCGCCGUGGAAGUAAAAAGGGGUUUGUUGAUUUAGAGAAGGUGAUCUGUGUGGAAUGCGUAGAGCCGGAGGAAAACCCGCCGCCGGAACGGCAAAUACUGCACAGAGAAGAAUUUGCAGACACCGAACAGAUUUCUAUCAUAGAACGAUUCCCUUACCCAUUCCAGAUAGUGUACGAUGAUGGACCUCUCUAUGUCUUCGCCCCGACGGAGGAUCUGAGGAGACGUUGGAUUAACCAGCUGAAGCUCAGUAAGGGCCGCUCUGAACUCUAUACACUUCCAUUUUGGCCACACCCACACAAGCUCAGACCUAGAGUUAAACCUAUGAAAUUCGGUGUUGAUGCCAAGGAUGAGAUGGAGGCAAAAUCUGCGAAACCGCUACCGCCCACUCCGUCGACCAGCGCUCCGACAGUCUGCAAAGUGGUCGCGUUGUAUGACUUCACGCCAAUCAGUGGUCAGGACCUGCCCCUGUGCAAGGGUGAAGAGUACGUGCUGCUGGACGAAGGCAGUGGCCAACCCUGGCUGAGGGCAAGAAACAAAAACGGGCAAGAGGGAUACAUACCUGGCAACUAUGUGACGGAAGCUAAGGACCCCCUGGAAAUAUACGAAUGGUACUCCAAAAAUAUGACAAGGAGCUCGGCAGAGGACCUACUCAGAAGAGAGGACAAAGAAGGAGGCUUCAUCGUGAGAGAUUCAAGCAAAGCGGGGAAGUACACGGUGUCUGUGUACGCCAAGUCAUCGGGGGAAGGAUUUAUCCGCCAUUACGUGGUAUGUGAGACAUCUGUGAACCAAUAUUACUUGGCUGAGAAACACGUUUUCUCCACGAUCCCGGAACUGAUCACCUAUCACCAGUACAAUGCCGCUGGUUUAAUAUCAAGACUGAAAUAUCCCGUGUGUUCUGGGAGAAGCGCCCCUUCUACUGCCGGCCUAGGCUAUGGCUCAUGGGAAAUCGAUCCCAAGGAUCUGACUUUCCUGAAGGAGUUGGGUACUGGACAGUUUGGGGUGGUGAAAUAUGGCAAAUGGAGAGGACAGCUUGAAGUGGCUAUCAAGAUGGUCAAAGAGGGUUCCAUGCCGGAGGAUGAGUUCAUCAAUGAAGCACAGUGCAUGAUGAAGUUGUCUCAUGAAAAUUUGGUUCAGCUGUAUGGAGUCUGCACCAAGCAGCGCCCCAUCUUCAUCAUCACAGAGUAUCUCUCAAAUGGCUGCCUCCUCACCUACCUGAAGGAAUUCCGUGCACGUCUCAGUCAAGGAGACCUGCUGUCUAUGUGCAGUGAUGUAUGUAGCGCCAUGAGUUACCUGGAAUCCAAGCAAGUUCUACACCGGGAUUUGGCUGCCCGAAACUGUCUGGUUGCUGAGGACGGUGCUGUAAAAGUAUCGGAUUUUGGCCUCUCGAGGUACGUUCUAGACGAUGAAUAUACAAGUUCACUGGGUUCCAAGUUCCCCAUACGCUGGUCUGCAGCUGAGGUUCUUCUGUACAGCAAGUUCAGCAGUAAAUCUGACGUCUGGUCAUUCGGUGUUUUAAUGUGGGAGGUGUUCACGUUUGGAAAGAUGCCAUACGAAAGAUUCAACAAUAGUGAAAUCGUGGAGCAGAUCAUGAAGGGGGUGCGGCUCUACAGACCUCAACUGGCCACGGAAAGAGUGUACAAUGUGAUGCUCACCUGCUGGGCAGAGAAAGCAGAAGACAGACCGGCCUUCCCCAUCAUACAAGCAGCAAUUUUAGAGAUCAUGGAAGAUCUGUGACGGCGAAUAACCUAUUAUGGACACACAGACAAUUUCAAUGAGAAGGAAAAAAAAAACCCCGGAU
This is a messenger RNA of Nanorana parkeri, 1983 nucleotides long. It is a transcript of the gene BTK, whose product is annotated as Bruton tyrosine kinase. Gene Ontology annotation, biological process: adaptive immune response; T cell receptor signaling pathway; peptidyl-tyrosine autophosphorylation. Bases 36 to 1919 code for a protein of 627 amino acids. Gene Ontology annotation, molecular function: non-membrane spanning protein tyrosine kinase activity; ATP binding; protein binding. The transcript is spliced from 17 exons. Lineage: Eukaryota; Metazoa; Chordata; Amphibia; Anura; Dicroglossidae. The record is from RefSeq and is a predicted model, not a curated record.